This is a messenger RNA of Mytilus californianus (California mussel), 1103 nucleotides long. RefSeq names its product testis-specific serine/threonine-protein kinase 1-like. NCBI's taxonomy places the organism in Eukaryota, Metazoa, Mollusca, Bivalvia, Mytilida, Mytilidae. Gene Ontology annotation, biological process: microtubule cytoskeleton organization; protein phosphorylation; intracellular signal transduction. The record is from RefSeq and is a predicted model, not a curated record. Gene Ontology annotation, molecular function: protein serine/threonine kinase activity; tau-protein kinase activity; ATP binding. The coding region runs from base 121 to 1074 and encodes 317 amino acids. The transcript is spliced from 4 exons. Gene Ontology annotation, cellular component: cytoplasm.
CGUCAUUGUAGCACAAACGUCACUAUGGAGGCUGCAGCGCAACGGACUUCCAAUAAUGUCAGGAGCAUAACGUGAUCACCAUACAUAAUGUAAGAACUCAUUGGAUAUGGCUGAUUUAAAAUGAACAAGGCAUUGUCCGGUGGAGUUGGACUGUCAGAUGAGGAGAUAGAACUCAGGAAACGAGGUUACGCUCUUGGAAGCACACUCGGAGAAGGUUCUUAUGGAAAAGUUAAAGGAGCGUUUAGUGAGAGUAAUCGAAAACGGGUUGCAAUAAAAAUUAUUAACAGAAAGAAAGCACCAAAAGAUUUUAGAGAAAAGUUUCUACCUCGAGAAUUAAAGAUACACGCUAGCUUAAAUCAUCCAAAUGUUAUUAAGAUGUACGAAAUAAUGGAAUUUCACAAUAAAGUAUAUAUUGUAUUAGAGCAUGCUGGACAUGGGGAUCUUUUGGAAUACAUAAAGCUUAGAGGAGCCUUUUCUGAUGAACAAGCUAAAGUCAUCUUUCGGCAAAUUAUCCGGGCCAUUGAUUACCUUCACGACAAUAAAGUGGUUCAUAGGGAUAUGAAAUGUGAGAAUAUUUUAUUGGAUCAACGAAAUACUGUGAAGGUAUCUGACUUCGGAUUUGCUCGUGAAAGCGAGGCUGGUGAUAUCAGUAAAACGUUUUGUGGUAGCGCAGCAUAUGCAGCACCUGAGAUUUUACAAGGAGUUCCCUAUCAUUGUCCCAUGCAUGACAUCUGGAGUAUGGGUGUUAUACUAUAUAUUAUGGUUUGUGCUUCAAUGCCUUAUGAUGAUUCAAAUUUAAAGAAAAUGAUUAAAGACCAAAUAGAACGAAAAGUUGCAUUUUCAAAGUCGAAAAAGAUAGCCGUGGAAUGUCAAGAUUUGAUUCAUCGAAUUUUAGAAGCAAACGUCAAGAAAAGAGCGUCCAUAGCAGCCAUGGAUGAACAUCCUUGGAUACGUAGUCUAGAUAAGGUCAAGGAAAAGGAAAAAGAAACACAUAGUUCUGAACGACGUGUAGGAACAGAAGGAGAAAAGUUAAAUUUAGACUGGCGUAAAAAUGAGGUCAAAUCAAGUGCAUAGUUGCAAUAUAUGUAGUAUCAAUUAUUAUA